CAUGUCAACGUUUGGAAUACUUUCAAGCUUGACAAGACUUCUAAAACGACAUGAACAUCAACUGUCAAAAAUUUUAAAGGAGUCUUGGGAAUUUAUAAUAAACUUAAAAACAUUAGUAGCUACAAUAUGGUCCAUGUUCCUGUAUUAUUUGUUUAGUGUAUUUGCAAUGCAAAGAAGUAUUAGUUUGGAAAAAAUAAAUGAUACAGAAGUGGUGUCAAAUGCAAGAAAUACUGCACUCAGGCAUAACUCACCAGACGUUGUCGUACCACAAAGGAGAAGGUUCAGAGCAGCGGGGAGCAUAUUCGAACAAUAUUGUAUAACUAUUAAGCCAAAACUAUAUAGGAGCAGCUCCUUGUCAGACCUGACUGCGCAUUCAAGCGAUUUCACACUAGACUACUUCAGGAACAGAAUUAAAGCUGAAAAUAGACACAAGGAAUCGUACUUCAAUAGCGCUGGCGACGCCGACACAAAACACUGCAGAAACCAUACCGACACAUUAAUGUCGUGGAAUUUCAAAGGGAAAAAGCCGAAGAAGAAAGCGGACAUGUCUCCUGAAUCAUACGCAUCCAAGUUUGCCGUCGAGUAUUUGAACAAUUUUCAGAGAGAAGACAUAGACCCAAAUGCCUCAUCGUGUGCUGACAAUUCCAGUAACGAAAGCACAGACCAAUUGGGAACUCAGAAGGCAGCUGCAUUUCCCUUUAAAUCAACCCCCAGCGGCAACCUGAAAGUCCAAUCAAACCAAGUAGUAUUUCAAUCUUCCACGGUAGGUGUUUUAUUAGCAGACCCCACGCAAGCUAAGGUGAAGGUAAAAUUCGAAGGGAAAACAGGAGGAGAGCAUGACGAUGAAAUAUCACAGAACUUUGACCCUGAUAUGGAGUCGGAACCACACCUACACUUUGGACCCAGAGAAACGGUCGCCGCGACUGUUCAAAGCGUGGGAAAGUGUCCUCUUGCGACUGAUCGGAGCGCACAAAAACCAAAACAGUCGUGUGUUAGAGAAGAUAAAGGCAAGGACUUGAGUACUCUCGGUUACGCAGUAGGAGAACCCAUAGACUGGAUGCGAGUGCAGCUGCCUAAGAAACAAGAUCUAUUUCAAGAGUUUUAUCGAAGAAUUCACAAUUACAUAAAUACUGACACCGUGAUACACAUCGGCGAUGAGGAGUUCCACUGUCACUACAUUGUGUUACAAGUUUAUUCUUCCUUCUUUGAUAUGAACCCGCAUAGAGAAAUCGAGCUGCCUAUUAGCAACGUGACACCAGAAGCUUUCCAGACUAUUUACGAGUGGAUGAUUUUCAAUGGCGUUGAAAGCAAUAAACUACUCAAAAGAGACAAUAUUCUCGAUUUAUUUUAUGCUGCGCAAUAUCUUGCUAUCAAAGAUUUAGAAGACCAAUGCUGGUCCUUCAUUGUGAAUGAAAACCUUUUUACGGAAGACACAGCAUUCGCUUUAUUCAGAGAAGCAAGGAAGAAAGGAAUGACACCAGUUAUGGAUUUAAUGGUCCCCCGCGUUAUGAGGUUUUUCCUACCCCUGGUCGCGUCAAGAGACUUUAUCGAUCUUGACACAGAGGAAUUAAUGAUAUUUCUGAAAUCGAACUACAUAUCAGUCACGAGCGAAAUUGAAGUCCUAAUGGCGGGCGUGCGCUGGCUGUACGGCGACUGGUCAGCUCGCCGUCGCUUCUCAGUGGAGGUGAUGCGGUGCGUCCGCUUUGGCCUCAUCUCCCCGUGGCAGCUGGUGGACAUCAAGCGCAACCCUGACAACGCUGAGAUACUGGAGAUCGUCAACGAGCCUGAAGUACAGCAGAUGGUCGAUGAUGGACUCGCCUACGUAAUAAUAAAGUAUUGGUACGGCAACAACUCGAAGAAUUACUAUCACUGGAUCGAUGUGCUCGGACUAACGGAACCCGCCGAGAGGAAUUGGAUCGGCGAGGAGAAGAACCAUGUAACGUACAAGGACUUCCUGAGCUAUUUGGAGCAGUUCAUGGUGCCCAAGGACCAAAUGUACCAACAAAUGGCUAUGCUGCAACCGCCUCGUAGAAAUGACGAUAACAUACCAGGGAGUAUGCGAGGUAUGGACAGCGAGAAAAUAGAAAUGAGGCGGCCAAAGAUGGACUUUCCAUUGCCAGCUACACUGAAAGGACUUACCGGCGACAAGGAUAAAUCAUUUCCCACCAUGAGUGAAUUCUUUGAAAAUCGAAGAAAGACUCAAGAAGGCCUGCAGUCAGUUUCCCCAUCGAACAGAUCACCGACAUCGGUCGAUGUAGACAUGCCAAUGCAGAUGCCCACUGUUACGGAACCUAGAUCGAGGGGUCCCGACCUUGCUUGCAAACAUCAGAAGCAAUUCGAGGAGCAAAGGAAACAAUUAGAACUUCAGAAGCAACAACUGGAGCUUGCUCAGCAACAGCGACGCAAACAAAUCCAACAGAUUCAUAUGUGCACCAUUGAACAGGAAAUUGGAUCACAUAAACAUGAGCAGAUAUACGAUCCACCAGAGAAGGACUCGGAAGAUAUGAACACAACCAACAGUGAGACUAGCAGUGGAACCGUCGAAACCAGUGUGACUGAUAAAAAUCAGUUUUCAAUGCGAAGAACUGAGAAGAGACAUAGUGUGGCAGCCUCGUACCUCGCCGCAGCCACCGCGGCCUUAGCAGGAUCCAGAAGCCCCACGUCUGGUCAGCCCCGUGCGCAAACGACCACAAACGCAUCACGGUCAGAAGCAACACCAAGAGCCAACGCCCCGAUGUCGCAGAACAACAUCGGCAGCCCGCUGAUAUCACUCUUCAACCAGUCCAAGGAGUCUCUAGCUAAGACGAAUAUGAACAAACUGUCAACAUCAAUUCUGGGUCCUUCGAACAAGAAUUACAUCGCUGAAGGCUCCUUGUUCAACUGGGACAGAGAGACUGUCCUAGUCUUUGGUGGAAUCGAUCUCCUCACACCCUACGGGUUCGGAGGAAAUACUGGGAAGUAUAUUUAUAGGUUCGAUCCAGUGACCAACGUGUGGGAUUAUGUAGGAGACCUGCCUGAGCCAAGACAUCAUCAUUCUGUUGCCUUCUUGAGGGGUCGAGUGUACCUUGUCGGAGGUGCAGAUCCCCGGGAUGACGACAUCAGGGGCAAAUCAGCUGUGGUCUCCACCGUGUGGAGCUUCGAGCCGGUUUCACGCUCCUGGUACAGUGAAAGUGGCCUCAUGACUCCUCGGAAGAACUUCGGUCUGGUUGUGCAUCGUAUGGCCAUGUAUGCUAUUGGUGGACUGGAUAAGAAGGGCAGAGUUCUCCGUUCAGUAGAAAAGUUCGAUCCAAAGACGGGAUCUUGGACCGAAGUGCGUUCAAUGAGCGUUUGUCGAAUGGCGGUGGCUUGUGCCAAGUAUCGCGACUACAUCUGGGUUGCUGGCGGCAUGACUGGUGAAAAGAAGAAACCAGUCUGUAAAAUUGUUGAGUGCUACAACUCUAAGACCAAUGAAUGGACAGAAAUACACAGUCUACGGUUUCCCAGAUGUUUUUCAACAAUGUUUGCGAUGAACGAUAAAUUGUAUAUCGUUGGUGGUGCUGGCAAGAUUUCGGAUAAGGAAAAGACAGUGAGUAGCGUGGGUGCGAUAGACGUAUGGGACUGGCAGAUGCGCAAGUGGAAGCAGGAGACGGAGAUGUCCAUGCCGAGGCAUGGACAUGCACUGGCAUAUCUCGGCACACAGCUCAUUAUUAUUGGUGGUGUGACAACAAUCUACAUGAGAGCCUUGAACAACGUGGAGUCUUACUGCUGCGAGCGCGGCGCGUGGAUCCGAGGGGUGGCCACGCUGCCCUCGCCGCUGUCAGGUCACGGCGCCGUCACGUUACCGCCCGCCUCACUGAUGUGACCAUACCUCUAUAUUUCGCAGGUGGACAGCGUCGUCGGUGGAGAGGACUUGGGCUAGACGAGAUCUUUUUACUCUGUGACGUGGAUAAUGUCUGCCGUGGACUAAGUAGGAAUACUUUAAGUGCACUGUUACUGUAGCGUAUAAAGAGUUCGGGACUAAAUAGAAAUUUCCAGUACAUUGUGACGUAUCGCAGUAAGUUAAUGAAAUCGUGAGUGUUUUGUGAAAGUUUACUGGGAUACAUUUUGGCAAGCGUUAAAUUAUUGAUAAAAAUAAAAGUAUGUUCAAUCAUUUUGUGAUAAUAAUAAAUAUUCGACUCAUUUUAA
Messenger RNA from Helicoverpa zea (corn earworm), 4164 nucleotides. RefSeq lists its product as uncharacterized. Bases 2 to 3841 code for a protein of 1279 amino acids. Gene Ontology annotation, molecular function: protein binding. NCBI's taxonomy places the organism in Eukaryota, Metazoa, Arthropoda, Insecta, Lepidoptera, Noctuidae. The transcript is spliced from 29 exons. The record is from RefSeq and is a predicted model, not a curated record.